Molecule: messenger RNA, 2542 nt
Organism: Vitis riparia (riverbank grape)
Lineage: Eukaryota; Viridiplantae; Streptophyta; Magnoliopsida; Vitales; Vitaceae
Product: protein transport protein Sec31A-like
Exons: 5
Coding region: 647-1918 (423 amino acids)
Molecular function (GO): DNA-binding transcription factor activity
Source: RefSeq, a predicted model, not a curated record
UUGGAACUGCAAAAACAUAAUUCAGAGAGAGAGGGAGAGGAGAGAGGAGAGAGGAGAGGAGAGGAGAGAGGAGAGAAGGGAGAGGGAGGGAGAGAGCUUUGUUGAGAGUGGGUCUAGGAGUGAAAGGAGGAGGGAGUGGAGCGAGGAUUUGGGCGAGAAAUGGGAGAGAAAAAUAUAUUCAGAGUGCUUAGAUUUGCAUGGUUUGAAUUUUAAAAAAAGAAGGUUUUUUUUUUUUGGUGGUGUGUGGGUGGAUGGGUGUGUGUUUGAUUUCAUCAUCUCUCUCUCAGACAAACAACUGUGUUUGAGAAAAAUCAGGAACCCAUCAGAUACUCACUUUCUUUCUCUAUCUACCUACAAUCUUUGCUGAAAAAUUGGCUGGGCUUGUGGGGGUUGUUCCUCCCUGCUCUAUAAGUUUUGCCAAUCUUGACUUGCACAAGUUGAGAGAUUUUAGGUAAAUCUUUGAUGGGUUCUUUGUGGUUCCUCUAGAUUUUGCAAUUGGGUGUUUUUUUUACCCUCCAGAUUCCUAGAUUUUGAUUGUUUCUUUCAAAAUCAUUUGGUUCAGAUUUGGGUCUCUCCCUGAAACUCUGCAUUUGGGUUUGUUUGAAAGUUUCUUGUUAUGUACACAUUUUGAUGGCAUUGAAGAAGAAUGGCACAGGAGGAGCAAAACCAUAGGUGUAGUGGGAGUAGCAGUGGCGGUGGUGGAGGAGGAAGGCCCAGCAAAAAGCCAAAACAGAAGAAAAUCCCACAGAGGGGACUUGGUGUGGCACAGCUUGAGAAAAUCAGAUUGGAAGAACAAAACAAGAAAAACAGUCCUGCUGCAUUUUUCUCAGAUUCCUCCACCUUAUCCUCAUCCAACCCUUCAUAUUCAUCACUCUCACUCCCCAAUUACCAUCACUCCCACUCUUCCUCAUUGAUCCCUUUUCCUUCUCCCUCCCCACCCAAUCGUCAUUCCCCAACCUCUCAAUUUAGGCCCCCAAAUAUAGAUGUUGCCCACUCAAACACUGUUCCAUUGCCCAACCCAAUCUCCAAUGGGGGAUUUAAGAUUGGGUUUUCGCCUUCCAUAUCAGUGUCUGGCCAUGGAAAUGUUCCCAAAUUGUGGAACCAUGAGUUAAAUCUUGAAGGGGAGAAUCCUAGAGUGGAUCAUGGGCUAGUUUUUCAGCCGCCUUAUGAAUCAAACCCCAUUUGGCCUCUCCCUGCUCUGAUGCAAAGGGCACAACCAUAUCAGCAACCUUCUUGUUCAUUGGUCAAUGUCUCAUCAGGAACUUCAUCAUCACCUAUACCAAAUUUUCAGAUAGAGCCCCCUUCAAACCAAAGCUAUUAUGGCAACAACUACACAUCCAUGUGGCCAGAGGAAGAGAAGAUGGUUGGGGUGAAGAGGCCAUACUCAUUCUCUCUGGAUAAUCCACCAGGCCCCUCUUUCAACUCCAAAUUUCCUACCUUUGAUGCUCCUAUAAGAUCAGAUGAAUCAGCUUCAUAUGGAAAUGGAGGCACAUUCAUUUUGGAUGUCGGAAAUGCCAUUUUCAGAGAAGGCCCUUCAUGCUCAACUUCAUUGUCUGAAAUUGAAUCAAAGAAAGGCAUUAGAGAAAAUGGGGGUUCCAAUGGGGACUUUCUCACAUUGGCACCUCCCUCCAUCACUUCACCACACCCAAAUACAAGAUCAAAGCAGCCUCCUGGUCAUCCAGCCUACUACAACAAAGACUCCUCCGAAUUCGAGUCCUUGCCCUACCAAGGAAACACGGGCGACCCAAUUAGGCCGCACCCAACAGGGCCACUCCAGCAUCAGCAGCAGCGGCAGCAGCUGCCUUUCUACAAUUUCCUGCAGCCAGCAAACCCGCAAAAUGGCCCAGCAGCAACCAGUUCAAGCAAUUGCAAUGGUGGGGAAGUAGGAGGAAGUGUUGACCUCAACCUAAAGUUGUAAAUGGCUUGCCCUAGCCAAAGGCAAUUUCUGGUGGUACCUUGAUAGUUCUUUCUCUGCAUUAAGCCAUUCUAGGAUGGUUCUCUUCUAUCUUUUGUGUUCUAUAUGACUUAGCAGUAGAGUAGACACCUUGAGUUUGAAAAAGACCCCAAAAUCUUGAGCAUGUGAGGAUGAUAAAAGAAACAAAAAGGGGUUGUAGAUUUGCUUGUUUGGAUUCAUGGGCUCUCUCUCUCUCUCUCUCUCUUUCUCUUUCUUUUUCUUUUUCUUUUUUUUGAGAUUAUGGUGAAGUUUAAUGGAUAUGUGUAUUUUGUGUUUGGUUUUGGUUAGUGGGUGAGUGAGGGAUUCACAUUCACUCCAUUGGUAACAAACUUUUUGCAUGUGGACUUGUGGGGAUCUGAUUGUGCCUUGUCUUUUAUUGUUUUGGUAGGGUCCUCAAAUCUCAUCUCCAUUAUUGCUGCAGAUGAGACACAGAGAGACUCAGGCUGAAGAGGUCAUGGUUUGAGGUGGUGGGAAGAAGAAGAGAUCACAAACUAUUACAAAUGUAAAAUUCAAGGGUGAAUUGAUCCCAAGAAAAUUUACUGAUUCAUGGUGAUAAGUUUGUAAAGACAAAUGUUUUUUAUCCUUGAA